Fukomys damarensis (Damara mole-rat) is the source of this 1783-nucleotide messenger RNA. It is a transcript of the gene Rimoc1, whose product is annotated as chromosome unknown C5orf51 homolog. Lineage: Eukaryota; Metazoa; Chordata; Mammalia; Rodentia; Bathyergidae. The coding region runs from base 43 to 996 and encodes 317 amino acids. The record is from RefSeq and is a predicted model, not a curated record. The transcript has 6 exons. Gene Ontology annotation, biological process: mitophagy.
UCCGCCCACAAGCCAGGCGAGCUCCUCUCUCACACCCCGCCCAUGCUGUGGGAAUCAGCUGAUCUGAGGCUGGCACGGUCACGUGGCCGGGGCGCGACGCCCUUUGUGGCCAUGGAGGUCGCAGUUUUCAGUGUGGUGAGGCGAGUGGAAGAGCUCGGUGACCUGGCUCAGGCUCACAUACAGCAACUAAGUGAAGCCGCGGGAGAAGACGAUCAUUUUUUAAUUCGGGCCUCUGCAGCUCUAGAAAAGUUGAAACUCUUAUGUGGAGAAGAGAAAGAAUGUUCAAAUCCAUCCAAUCUUCUAGAACUUUACACACAGGCAAUUUUGGACAUGACAUAUUUUGAGGAGAACAAGCUAGUAGAUGAAGAUUUUCCUGAAGACUCCUCUUCACAGAAAGUAAAAGAGCUUAUCAGUUUUCUUUCAGAACCAGAGAUUUUAGUUAGAGAAAAUAAUAUUCAUCCAAAACAUUGCAGUUUGCUUGGGGAUGAGCUAUUGGAAUGUCUCUCUUGGAGACGAGGAGCCCUACUGUAUAUGUAUUGCCAUUCUCUGACUAAGAGAAGAGAGUGGCUCUUAAGGAAAUCUAGUUUGCUUAAAAAGUACCUUGUUGAUGGGAUCAGUUACUUGCUACAGAUGCUAAACUAUCGGUGUCCUUUCCAGUUAAAUGAAGGAGUUUCUUUCCAAGACCUAGACACAGCUAAAUUACUGAGUGCAGGAAUAUUUAGUGACAUCCAUUUGCUGGCGAUGAUGUACAGUGGAGAAAUGUGCUACUGGGGAUUGAAGCAUUGUGCAGAUCAGCAGCCAGAUAAUCAUGAAGUAGAUACUGGUAUUUCCGGAGCCAGCUGCACUACACACAAAGAACCCUUGGAUUUUCGAGAAGUAGGAGAAAAAAUUUUGAAAAAGUAUGUAUCUGUUUGUGAAGGACCCCUGAAAGAACAAGAGUGGAAUACAACAAAUGCGAAACAAAUUUUAAACUUCUUCCAGCAUCGCUGUAACUAGUAGUCUGUCUAGUCUUUUUCAGUCAGAAAGACAAAAAGACCCAUGAAAUGGAAAAAAGUUUCAGAAAAGAAGACAUACUGACACUCAUUCUGAAAACAUUACAUAAAGCUAUCCAGUGUGGUUAGGUUACUCUUUUUAAAAUACUAUCAUCAUCUUUCAUUAUACGUUCUUAAGCCUAUGUAGAAAUGAUUCUUUUAAUUUCUAAACUGAUACAUAUAUAAAUAAAUAUCCUUUCUCACUUUGAACUAGAUAUCCUGUCACUAGUGAGGAAAACCCAAGUUAGCUUUAGUAUAAUUCUUUUCCCUGAUGCAUUAGAUUAUUUUUUAAAUUGUGAUAAAGUAUAUGUAACAUAAAAUUUAAUCUUCUGUCUUGAAGUUUGCCAUGCUUCAAACAUUAAAAUCAGCUCACCUUGUUGCUUUGACUACCUAGCAGUAUAAAUGUAGGCAAAAUGAAAGAUUAAUUCAAUGAAAGACUAAUAUUUACACUUCAUUUCUGAUUAUGUAAAUAACAAAAGGCUCCACAAUCAGUUAUGUUUAUUUUGCCAUGUGUUACUAAUCGUUUAAAAUUUUUAACUUCUUUUAGAUAUUUUAUAAAAAUGUAAAAAUUAUUUUCCUAUUUUAUUUAAAAUGCAUGUUUUUUCAAGUAAUGAAGAUUAAAAACCAACUUGGGUUUUUAAAGAUACAAACCAACUUUGUCCAUAUGUCGUUAGGAUAUAUCUUUUCAUACUGUACUAAAAAUUCAGUAUUUUUUGCUUUUAAUAGCUUGGUGAAAUACUAAAGGUCAAGGA